This is a messenger RNA of Mizuhopecten yessoensis (Yesso scallop), 3576 nucleotides long. Its product is annotated as collagen alpha-3(VI) chain-like. NCBI's taxonomy places the organism in Eukaryota, Metazoa, Mollusca, Bivalvia, Pectinida, Pectinidae. The coding region runs from base 1 to 1305 and encodes 434 amino acids. The transcript has 4 exons. The record is from RefSeq and is a predicted model, not a curated record. Gene Ontology annotation, biological process: cell-matrix adhesion.
AUGUACAAGUAUGCAAAGGUUGGCUUCAAUAAGGGAGGUGAUACCCACUACUACGCUGUGGAGGGAUCAGGCACGGAGGAAAUCGCCACGGUGGUGUCCCGUAGUAACGUCAACAAGACGGGAAAGUUCGUCUUCAGACUCAAUGGUUACAUGGCACGUCCUGUAAAGGUCGCCGACAUAGUGUUUGUCAUAGACUCCUCCUACAGCGAGUCGGCUUUGUUUGACAGUAUCCUCCAGUACAUAGUAGACGUUACUGACAAUCUGACCAUAGCUCCCAACGACACACAGGUGGCUGUUGUAAGUUUUUCCAAGACAGCCAAUGUGGAGUUCGAUUUCUUUUUUUGUCAGAAAAAGGACUGUAUUCACGAGCGUGUGCUAAAUACAUCCCAUCUUAACAGUACUUCUCACAUGGAAACCGGACUAGAAAAGGCAAGAGACAUGUUCCGGUGGACCAACGGAGGAAGACAGUCUGCCUUGAAGUAUGUUGUUGUGGUCAGCGACGGACUGGUCAAUGACAGGGAGAAAGCCAUAAAUAGUGCAAGGGGUCUGUCUAAUGGAAACGGUGAUAUCAGGGUGGUCAGUGUUGGACUGGGAAGGUCUGUGUAUCACACCGUGCUGGAGAGUGUGGCCUUCAACAGUUCGUACUUACUGGCGCCAGAUCCCAGCAAACUACUGGACCUUCUCCAAUGGGAUCUACACGAUGGGAACAGUACAGGAUGUGAAACCAAAUACAGUGCUGAUAUGCUAUUAUUAGUGGAGACAUCAGCAUCACAGAGCGGCAAAACGUUUAAGACGGUGCUGAACUUCCUACAAACAUUUCUCGAUAAAAUCAGCUCCUAUCAUACCAAUCACACUGUAACCAUCAGUAUAGCCACACAUGGCACCAAAUUAAAGUACGUCGUAAAGGGAUGCCAACUGUCAAAUCUGCCGUACAUGAUGGACGCUGUAAAGGAACUGAGACAGUCGCCGGAUAACAGACCAGACUGGGACAGUGUGAUGACGUUUGCAGGUACUCACACAUCCUACAGUAGUGUUGGGACCAGGAAGUAUGUCAUAUUUGUCACAACCGGUCUCAUACCAGAAGAAUCGGUUCCGUACGUGCGGACACAGCUCGGACAUCUGCAGGACAACAACGGGGUGAGUGUAGUGAUGGUUGGGGUAGCUGGCCACACAGACUGGACAUCACUGGAAAAUGUGUAUGAUUGUGGGUUCUUCACUUUCUCUACAGAGGAUGUGGAUAUCGUGUCACGUGCUCUGUGGAACGACAUUAAAUCCACUAACUGUACCACAUCUGAGAAAACAUAAGCUGUGUGUUAUUUACAUGUAUUACUGUGGAUAUUAGCUUGAUAACGACCCGUCAACAAUUUCCUAAAUUAGAUACUUUGUGUGUAACCAUAAGGUUAAAUCAUGAAGACUUUACUGAAUGUCAGGAAAGAGUUGUCAUGGUGAAGACUUUUGAUAUUUUCAUCAAUUUCUCAAAUCGUACAAGUACAACCCAGCGGAUAUGUAGGAAAUGUAUGUAUAAACAAACCAUGAAGAUGAAAUAACACCAUAUAUAAUACAUACAGGAAAACAUAUAGCAGACUAUAAAGGAAAAUUAUGCAUAACAAAGUAUGGAGGUGAAAUUAAAUAACGUAUCUAAAUAGGAUAAACAUAUACAUGACUAAAAGGAAAUAAAUAUAACUAAGCAUUUAGAUGAAACUUCAUCAGGUUUUUAAAUAGGAAAGUACUUAAGAUAGAUAGGAAAUAUGAAGAAUAAUACCUUAGGUAACAAUCCUACAGCUCGAGGACCAAGAUAGGAAUAUAAACCUGAUGUUACCCAUUGCAUGUUGUAAUAGGAAAGUAAUGUGGGAACCCCCUGCAAAAUUGGGGAUUGGCGUUUGUUCCCUCUACUUGGAGAAACAAAAGUAAUCUCAAAUACUUAUUGCAACAUUUGGAAUCUUUAUAUUUCCUUUCUAUUCCCAAAUAAACUUUUACCUCCUAUCAGCUUGAACCUCACGUUCGCCUAAAUGAGGAAAGCAAUGCAUUUGUGCCAACGUCCCUAAAAUGCUAGCUUUAAUUCAUCUAUUGAAACACCGUUCUAAGAUAAAGGUGCAGCAUUUAAGGUAAUCAAGACAAUUGGUCAGUAUAAUGGGACCGAAUGAAAUACUGUACUGGGUGCUUCAGUGAGAUAGCACUUGAAAGUAGGCAUCAAAUCCGCACCUACGGCCUCCAGAUCCCAUACACGCAUACAUUACACACAUCCUUAAAUUAUCUUAGCUUUUGAUACGACAUUAAAGCGUGUAAAUAUAAACUAAAACAAGCAUAAAGUAUUUUUUAAGGAUCUAAACAGCAGUUAUUGAUCCUGAGAUCGAUUGACUGCCUUAUUGAGAGGUGCAGAUUUAUCAAGUUCUCAUUGAGAAAUGUUCUAUUUCCUUGUGUGGUAUGAGGGUUGAUGCUUCAGCUCAUUAAUGUGCCACGUGAUUUCGUCACUACAUCAGUUUACGCCAUGGGAACGCGACAAUUCCUUGAUCUGACAUUGAUUUACAAGACGCUGGCUCUUUCGAAAAACCGGUAUAUUCUCCUUUUACUGUUCACGAGUAUCCAUGUAACUUCCUUUUUUCAGAUUUUGUCUUACUUUCCUAAACUUUGAGUUCUAAUUAUAGUUUUGAUCAAACAUUGCUAUUCUCAUUUUUUCUUAGAUCGUUGAUGAUCUACAUAAUUCAAAAUAAGAUGUAACAUGUAGUGAAUGAAAUGCGUUUCGUGUUUAAUCAUAGAUGUUCCUCUCUUGUGUUAUAUUACAUCUCCAGAUCAUAACAGCUUCAGAUUAUUAUAUCUCAAUAUCACGUCAUCGUAUCUCCUGUGCAUUUUGUGGCAGUAUUAUUUGAAAUAUAUUCAGUAGUUAGUUAAUAAUUGCUUAAUCAGAGAACUGAAAUAUACGCGAUACGUCACUUCUGCUGUGACUUGUUGCACACAAGUACUUGUUUCUGAUGUGUCAUCAUAAUCAUUACGAUCCAUCUACUUCUGCAUGUUCCUUUUAUAUUUAUUUCUUUUAUUGAUUUGUAACCAGUUUUAAAGUAUAUGCAUGUACAUAUUUUGUACUAUAAUUUUACUUUAAUGGUAUUUCAAGAAAAAUGUAUUUUUGACAAAAUGAUUGAAGAUAACUGAUUCAAUGUAUCCAUUGUUUAAAAAUGAAAGGUGAAUUCAAAUUGAUCUUCAUUUAUUGAACUUUUGAAUAGACUGACAUGUAUUCGCUAGUUUUCAGGUAUUUGCUUUUUCUUGUGUGCAGAUAUUUUUAAGAAUUAUAAUGACAUUUAAAAAUAUUUCAUUUAUGUUCAAGACCACGGGUCAACUAGAGUUAUUACACAAGAAUACUCUAGGUAUGUUGGAUAAUACACUGCCUCCAGGUGAUCACAUAUCAGGUUGGUAUAUCCCUGGUUUAGUAAUUAUCUCUUUGUGGUUCAAAGACUUGUAAUUUCAUUGAACACUUUGUGUAUCACCAUUUCUAACAGACAAGAUAAACAACCACCAUAUGUAAAAGACAUACAUGUUUCAGGUGUUUUUAACAAUACCAGUUUUGUAGACAGAUUAGAAACC